AUGUACGCGGCGGCUCCGAGCAGCAGCAGAUUGGCCGCCGCCGCCGCCUUCGUCGUCGUCUCCCUCUCGCUGCAGCUGCUCCUCCGCCACUUCGGCGCGGCGACGGUCCACCGCGCGGCGGCGCAGGAGCUCGACGAGGCGGAGGAGGACUUCAGCUACCGGCGGGACGCCGGGAACGGGCCGGCGCGGUGGGGCUUGAUCCGGAGGGAGUGGGCGGCCUGCUCCGUGGGUCUCCAGCAGUCACCCAUGGGCCUCUCCGACACCGUCGCGGGGCUCGCCGACCGGCCCGGACGACUGGGCCGCUCCUACCGCCCCGCCGCCGCGUCCCUCGUCAACCGCGGCCACGACAUCAUGGUGAGGUUCAACAGCAACCCGGGCGGCGUGGUGAUCGACGGCGUGGCGUACCGGCUCCGGCAGAUGCACUGGCACGCGCCGAGCGAGCACGCCAUCAACGGGCGCAGGUACGCCCUGGAGCUGCACAUGCUGCACCAGAGCGAGACCAACAGGUACGCCGUGGUCUCGCAGCUCUACAGGAUCUCGCGGCGGCGUCGCGACAGGACCAUCCACAGGCUGGAGCGGUACAUCCGGAGGAUCGCGAGGAGGAAGGACCGCGAGGAGCUCAUCGACGAGGUGGUGGACCCUCGGCGGCCGGUGAGCCGGAGCACGGCCUACUACAAGUACAUGGGCUCCUUCACGACGCCGCCCUGCACGGAGGGCGUGACGUGGGUAGUCGCGCACCAGACACGGCGGGUGACGCGGCGCCAGGUCAGGCUGCUGCGGAACGCCGUCAACGACGGCACCAGGAGCAACGCGAGGCCGCUUCAGGAGGCCAACGGCAGGGGCGUCACCUUCUACUACACCUCGCCGGCGCACGGCCGAGGGGCGAACGGGGACUAG
Molecule: messenger RNA, 897 nt
Organism: Miscanthus lutarioriparius
Lineage: Eukaryota; Viridiplantae; Streptophyta; Magnoliopsida; Poales; Poaceae
Source: the annotation of a GenBank genome assembly